GAUCACUUUUGUAGAGCGACACCAACGGCAAUGAUUGAAAGUAUACGCUUGUCCCAACGUUUCGUUGAUAUGCUGCUGGUGUUUGUAAACAAACCAUUGAAAUGACAUUUCAAUUUACCGCUUCAACUGCUGUCAAAGUGACGAACUACACAAACAGUGAGCAAUAUUCUCACCAGCUGAGUGAAACGUAUCGUUGAAUUGUGCUCAAUUUCACAACUUUCGAAAUCAACCGUGCUUAUCUUUGUCUCAUUGCACAAACAAGCUGUAGUCUAAUUCUCAAUAUUAUUCGGAUUGUUUAUGCUUUUUAGUGUUUUCUUUAUCGCGCAUGUGUGCAAACGACUGUCAUAACAAAGUCAUGUGAAUUGCGAUACACAAGCAUUAAUCUGAAAGAGAGAACGAGAGUGAAAUGAAAAGUAUUCUAGACAUUUGUUGGUAGGUGCUUCAACUGAUGAAAAAUCCAAUGUAAAAUGAUCCUAUAACAUACAUAUAUGUAUGUUUUGUGUGAGAGAGUGAUAUUGUGGGCAUAGUGCGUGCUGUGAAUAAUUUCAGUACGAUUUUGUUUGUUGUGGCAUGAAUAUCACAGUCAAUCAGUAAGGCUAUAAAACUACGGUGGUCUAGAAGAAAAACUCGGUAACAACGUCCAACGGCUCGUGUCCUUGGAGGAUCAAACAUUCUGUGAUUUUAAUACAUUCAUUACUUCAGCUGUUCAACAAGAAUUUCUUUUUCAUUAUCAUCAUGGCAAGCGGUGACAAUGUUCCAGUUGUUUGGAUUUUGGGUGGACCAGGAAGCGGUAAAGGUACACAGUGCGCCAAAAUCGUGGAGAAAUUCGGAUUUAGCCAUUUCAGCACAGGCGAUUUGUUGAGAGCCGAGGUGUCCGCUGGCUCGGAUAAAGGCAAAGAACUUGCGGCAAUCAUGAAACGUGGCGAUCUCGUUCCAAACGAAGAAGUUUUGGACUUACUUCAAAAAGCAAUGAAAGAAGUUCUCGGCAAAUCAAAGGGUUUCUUGAUUGACGGAUAUCCACGUGAGAAGUCACAAGGUGUUGCUUUUGAAAAAACCAUUGCCCCAGUGGAUUUGAUUAUUUCGCUCGAAUGCACACCGGAAACAAUGGUAUCACGUAUUUUGAAACGCGCCGCUGAAUCCGUCGAAAAGCGUGCUGAUGAUAAUGAAGCUACCAUCAAGAAUCGUAUUGAAACGUUCAUCAAGAACACCGACGAAAUUUUGAUCCAAUAUCCAACUCAAACCAAGCGGGUUAACGGCGAGCGUGACGUUGACCAAAUUUUCGACGAAGUUUCACAAGUCAUCUCAGAAGUCGUGGCCAAAAAAUCAUGAACAUCAUCACGCACAACAAACAAUUUCGACAAUAUUUAAUUUGAGCAAUACAUUUUUGAUUCUUUAUGAGGCUCUUUUAAAUUAUCUUAAUGAAUUGAAUCUAAUCCCGAUUUAUCGGCAACAAUGUAUUCACCAAAGACCUAAAGUAAAUGACAUCAAAUUAAAACAAAUCGUAUCUUUUUCGCGUUUCACAAAUUGAAUCUCUUCUUUUUUUUCUUGUAAUCUGAAUGGUUAAUUGAUGUAAAAUGUUCAAAAUAAAAAGACAUACUUUGGAAAUCAA
Sitodiplosis mosellana (orange wheat blossom midge) is the source of this 1609-nucleotide messenger RNA. RefSeq names its product adenylate kinase isoenzyme 1 (gene Ak1). Lineage: Eukaryota; Metazoa; Arthropoda; Insecta; Diptera; Cecidomyiidae. Bases 736 to 1329 code for a protein of 197 amino acids. Gene Ontology annotation, molecular function: AMP kinase activity; ATP binding. Gene Ontology annotation, biological process: nucleoside triphosphate biosynthetic process. The record is from RefSeq and is a predicted model, not a curated record. The transcript has 7 exons. Gene Ontology annotation, cellular component: cytosol; cytoplasm.